UAAGUAUUUUUCUCUUUGGUUAAUUCAGUAGGUUUUCUCGUGUCAGUGAAACAGGUUCUUUUAACAACGGAUUCUGAUUUACUUUUAUUCAUAUUUUCUUGAGUAUGUUUUUGAUUGUUAUUUAGUGGCCGUCACUUAACAUUAACGUUGACAUAUAUUGCUGUUUUAAUUUUUCAAUCGACGAAAUUUGUGUUUAAUAUUAUACAAAAUGAGGUUGGCAGGAGCCAUUUUCACAAAUGUUACGAAAAUGCUCGAUUUUUAUUCUCAAUUUAAUCCGUCGCCGCUGUCUAUUAAGCAGUUCAUCGAUUUCGGUCUGAAUGCGUGCGAAAAAAAAUCCUAUCUAUUCCUACGCAAAGAGCUACCAGUCAGGUUAGCGAACAUAAUGAAAGAGAUAGCGCUACUGCCGGAGAACUUGCUGCGGAUGCCGUCGGUGGGGCUGGUGAAUCAGUGGUACGAGCGGUCGUUCGAGGAGAUCACAGAAUUCGAGAAGAUGGAACCGGAACCGCCGGUGUUGACAGAAUUCUGCGAACGGUUAGUUCACAUAAGAAAUCGUCACGCCGACGUCGUCCAGACCAUGGCACAGGGUGUCCUAGAGCUAAAGGAGUCUCAUGAAGUGGACACGGGCACAGAGAACUCCAUCCAGUACUUCUUGGACAGAUUCUAUAUGAGCCGGAUAUCUAUCAGGAUGCUGAUCAACCAGCACACCUUACUCUUUAGUGAGCAACUAGGAGCCAGGCAGGCGUCAGUGAACGGCAUCGGGAUAGGUGGCCGGCACAUCGGCUCCAUUGAUCCCGCCUGCGACGUGGUUGCCGUGGUCAAGGACGCGUACGAGAACGCUAGGUUCCUCUGCGACCGGUACUAUCUCGCCUCGCCCGAACUGGAGAUAUUGCAGUGUGGAGUGCCAAGUGAGCGGCCUAUGUCGGUGGUGUAUGUGCCGUCUCACCUCUACCACAUGCUGUUCGAGCUGUUCAAGAACGCCAUGCGAGCGGUCAUGGAACACCAUGAGGACAAUCCACCACCGAUACAGGUCAACUUGGUGCAGGGCCGCGAGGAUAUAUCGGUCAAGAUGUCGGACCGCGGCGGCGGCAUCCCCAGGAGCGUGACGGACCUGCUGUUCAAGUAUAUGUACAGCACGGCGCCACAACCGUCCAAGUCGGACUCCCAUACAGUGCCUCUUGCUGGCUACGGGUAUGGUUUGCCUAUAUCCCGUCUGUACGCGAGGUACUUCCAUGGCGAUCUGGUGCUCAUGUCGUGUGAAGGUCACGGUACUGAUGCGGUCAUUUAUUUAAAGGCUCUAUCAAACGAAGCCAACGAGUUCCUGCCAAUCUUCAACAAGACAUCGUCGAAGUUCUACCGGCCGGUGGCUCAGCUCGCCGACUGGUCCGGUCCCGUCAACACGGCGGCACAGAGCAAGAACAAGGAGAAAGUGUCACCGCUGUCUGCGCAUACGCCGGUCUCGCAUAGUCUAUAGUGCGAGUCGGAGGAGUGAGACGUCACUCCUGAAACGCGCUAACGAAGUUUUUCAUCACGAAAGUAUAAACAUAGCCCUGUCUAUAGUGUUGCGUAACAAUCAAUAGGAUUAACAGAUAAUUAGAAUAAGGAUUUAAAUAUCGAAUAAGUCGAUCGAUUCUGUGUUUAACAAAUUCAAUCGGGUAUAAUCGAUUACGGUAUCAUCAUCGUCAUAUUACUCGUUAACUGUCCACUGAAUUGGGCCACCCCUAUUGGGAGCUUUGCCAGCAGUUGCCACGCUUGACAGAGUGAAUUGGCAACCGCAGGUUGUAGUGAUAUUUCAAGAGAGCAGCUGUUGUCCAUUUAUCAAUAAGUUCUCUUAGUUGCCCCUUCACCCACGGAAACGGAAGGGGUGGCCCAUUCUAUGCCGGGCCUACAAGGUUUUCACCGUAUUCGAUAAAUAUUGGUUAUAUCGAAAAUCGAAUAAGAUUUUGUUUCUUAGUCGAUAUAUAAUCGUAUCGAUUGUACCGUAUUAUCGGUAAUAUUAUACGUUACAUUAUUUGUGACCGAUCUAUCGAAUUAACUCGAUAACAAACGAUUAUUAGGCAGCACUACUUGUCUAAGUGUUACAGUGAUAUUGUUGACAGAGUCUUGUAUUUCAGUGUGAUUGGUAGUUGAUAUUUUUAAUAUCUCUAAUUUAUCUACUCAUAGGUAUAGGAUUAGAUCCGAGUGAAUUAGUGUUGCAAUCGAUUUUAAGAUUAUCGAUUAUGUUUAGACCAAAUCGCUUAAGUUCUCGAUUAUGACCAUACGAAGCUUUAUAGAUUCGAUUUUAUAACACUAUAAGUGUAAGAACCAUGCGGCCUAUAAAGGACACAAAAAAUUUUUUUAUCAAUCAUCGUAUGAGAAUUGUAUUGAAUCGAGUCAUUGUAGAUAAUUGUCAUCCCUAAACAUUAAAAUUUAAGAUUUUAAAAUUAGAAUAGCCACAGAAUAAAAACGGUAGUGGAAGUGUCGUGUGCGCAGAGACGGGUUUCAAAGUCUCAACCCAAUUCGCUCAUUCUAUACCCUAUGUAAAUAUAUAUUCACACAAAUAUAGUGUGCAAGUAAGUCUGUGUGUGUGUAAACAGUUAAUAUGUAUCUGAUACAGCACAAAAAUAGUCUAAAAUUGCAUAAAAGUUUAUGAAACCAAUCUCAAUAUACCAACCAUAAGUCCUAGGCAAAAUUUGAGAGACAUUUCAAAUUUGGAACACAAGCAAAAUUUGAGAUAUAUAAAUUUUUAAUUAGGUCAUAUUGUCCCUAUAUUUGUAGAACUUGAGAAAGAUUUAAGAAUUGCCUUUCUUCUUAUUAUAUAUAAUAACAACAAUAUUGUUUAUAAGUAUUAUUAAGCCACGCCUAAGGUGUCACUAUAAAUGAAUACAACUCUGAUAGUUCCUCCCCCCCCCCUCACCCCUCUUCAUAGAAAGUCAUGUCUUUAAACAAGAAAAAAAAAACGAUUCGUUUUUCUUUACUACCAAACCACACUGUUUUUAUUCUGUGGUCUAAAAGAAUUUGAAAUUUGGAACGCGCUGUAAAAAUGUUUAUUUUAGUAAAAAUAUAUAGAAGCGCAAUGUAGUUUAAGUAACUUGGAUUCGUAGUCAAACUACAGUGAGUACUAAAUUAUAAAUAAAAAAAAAGUAUCUUUUCCAGUUACAACCGAUUUUGAAAUUAGCAUAUAUUAAAAGAACAGUGAUUGUAUUCAGUUAAAAAAUGAAAACGGCAGUAUGGCAAUAUUAUUAUGAAACAAAUUAUAUGAAUAACAUAUCCCAAGAAAUGUUGAGUUAAAAAACGUAAUUUUUCAUGUUCAAGUCCUGGACAAAAACAGUACAAUCUAGUCCCAAAACUAAGUAGAACUUGUACUAUGAGUACUAAACAAUUGAUACACAUACUUAAAUAUAUACUUACAUACUCAUUAUAAUAUACAUCUAAAUUAAAACAAAUACGCCCUUAUGUCAAAUUGAUUAAGAACAAUUUUACUUUAUCAAAAUUAAUCACUAUGUCUAUCUUGUUUGCGCACACUAAAUACGUAUUUGUAGAAACGAGACGCCUUCUAAAGAGGAAUGUAAUGUAAUUACUGCAGGUAUUUUUUUUUUUUUUAAUAUUUUCACCGAUGUGAUAUUUAUUUUAGGGUUGCGGUUGAAUUAUGGUUCACCGGAAAUGGACUGAUAUAAGUGAGUUUAGUGUUCUGCAUAGUUUUGAAUCGAUAUAGAUUUUUUUUUUUUUAGUGAAGACAGAAAAGAAAAUUUUUACCAUUAAUUUGAGCAGCCAUUUUUAUAUAGCAACACUGUAAGUGACAGUUUUAAAAUUGGAAUGUCACGCUACCGCCACAUAUUCAUUUAAAAGUCUUUGUUUAUUUUAAAAAGUCUUUAAAAUUGCAAUUAGUUACUCUGUGAUAUUAUAAAUUAUCUAUGAGAUAUUGACUAAAAAAUUUUUAAGAUUCUUUGCAUUUUAUAUACAAUAUUUUUUUAUCAGAAUAUUAAAUUGGACUUAAAUACCUAAUUCAGAUAUUAUUAGCAAUCAUUUUUUGUUUAUUUUAUCAUACUGCCUUAUCAAAAUGACAAUCUUGAGAUAAAUUUUGAAUAUCAUUGAAAAAUACUAUAAGACAACAAAAGUGUACUGAAAUAGUAAUACAUUAUACUUUAAAAUUUAUGUGGCAAUGAUUUUUUUAUUCCAAAAUUAUUGAUUCAAAACUAUGUCAACUAAAAGCAAAGAUAUUAAAAUUACUCUAAUAUUGUUGUUGAUAUAAAAAAUAUCAUAUUUUUUAGGAAUGUUAGAAUUAUAAUAUUACAGUAUGACUGUGCAUGUGUAUGUAUGAGUGUUCAUACAAAAAAAAAUUAUAUCACUACUUAUUAGGUUAAUUAGUUGAUAUUACGACUCAAUUAUAGACAAGCCAAAAUAAUAAAACGACAAUUUAAAUAAUAGUUGUAAAAAAAAAACCUUUAUUUAAUAUGAAAUAGUUGAUAUGAAAGCCCCAUUACAUACCUGUAUAAAUUUUUUAAUCUAUAAAAUGCUCAUAGACAAUUGCAAAUGUAUUGAUGUAUGUUGUAUACACCUGUUUUUCUUUUUAUGAAGUUUUGAAGUCUUAUAACCUCUCUGACUGCCAGUGUUAUUAAAAUAUGUACUCCUUUUAACAUUAAUUGUGUUUGGCAACCAAAAAAUUUAUCUGUGUAGUUGUUUUGACCUGUGAUUGUUGUUUUAUCAGAAUUUCUUUUUUACUUUAAAUAUUAUAUGUAGUACUUUCUUCCUCGCCACAAAUAAUUAUAAUAAGUUCAUUAUUAUUGUAUACAGUUUAUAAUAAAAUGCAUUUGUAUUAAAUUAUAUAUUACAAUUAUAUAAAAAAAAAAAAAAUUAAAAACAUACAUUUCGCGCCAUUAUACCAAUAUCCACAAGGUUUAUAUCACUAUACUACAAUACAGUUACGUAUUUUCUAUUACUUGUGUGGGGUGGCGCCCUCUGAUAAAAGUUAUUGAAAUUUUGACAUGUUUAUGUACACACCGAACAUUAAUAUUAUCCAUGAAUUAUUUUUAAAAAUGGAAAAGACAAAAAUAGAAUUGACUGGAUUAACAAUAAAAAAAAUUGUUACUUUAUGCCUACUUAUUUGUUGACAUAUGUUGUAAUUUUUGUUUACUGAACUAAAUUACUCACUUGCAUUUCAUAUACUUUGUUAUUGUAAGUUUAAUUCCAAAAUCAAUGUAAAUGUGAUUAUAAUUGUGUAGAGAAGAUACAUUUAAUUUUUACAAAUAAAAUAAAGUAUUAAAUCUU
Messenger RNA from Galleria mellonella (greater wax moth), 5244 nucleotides. It is a transcript of the gene Pdk, whose product is annotated as pyruvate dehydrogenase (acetyl-transferring) kinase, mitochondrial. The transcript has 9 exons. The record is from RefSeq and is a predicted model, not a curated record. The coding region runs from base 209 to 1471 and encodes 420 amino acids. Gene Ontology annotation, molecular function: pyruvate dehydrogenase (acetyl-transferring) kinase activity. Gene Ontology annotation, cellular component: mitochondrion. Gene Ontology annotation, biological process: regulation of glucose metabolic process; protein phosphorylation. NCBI's taxonomy places the organism in Eukaryota, Metazoa, Arthropoda, Insecta, Lepidoptera, Pyralidae.